AUGGAGGGGACGCAGAGGCAGUCCUUUGUGGUUGAUGGCCGCUUGCUGUCAGGCAAGCAAACGACAGUGGAGUUGGGAGGCCACCCUACAUCCCCGUUGGUCUCCGACCUCAAGACGCUCUUUGGCCAGAGCGAGGGCAUACCGCCCGAGCACAUGCGACUGGUCCACGCCGGGCGGGUACUCGAGGACAGUCGCACACUUGCCAGCUACAACAUCGCCUCGCAUGACCUGGUGCACAUUACAUUGGCCAGCAGAGAAGACCCCUUCUACCCACUGGCACCUCUCCCCACGCCAGACGAGGACGUAGUGGACACAGCCACCGCCUUUACUACUCCAGCUGCCAGGCCCAUAGUGCGCAGACGGAAGGAGAUCCAGGAGUUGCUACACAGCUGGCCAGAGCAAGAGCAGCCGCUCGUGUAUCUGUGGCGCGUGGGAAGAAAAGUGGAGUGGGUGGAGCUCGUUGUUGAAGGUCCUCCCAAUAGUUUCUAUCACGGAGGGGCUUUCCUGCUGCGGGCGUCCUAUCCGCCCGAUUACCCAUUCCGUCCGUUCGCGCUGCGCAUGCUCACGCCCCUCUACCACCCGACCGUCGGCCCACAAGGCACGAUCGCCGUGCUUGGCCACGACCCAUUACACCGGUGGAAUCCAACCCACAUGAUCGUUGCGGCGGUGCAAGACUUCAUCAAACAGCUCGAGGUCUACGCCUUGUCGCCGGUGGCCUCGGACCGACUGAGACACGAGAUCGCACAGGUGGCACCCGUCGUGGAGGAAUGGGAGAGCCGAGGGGAGGAGUGGGCGGCCAAUACGGCGCGGCUGUGGACGCAAUACUACGCCACCGGCAAGGGUCGCAUCUAUCGCGAACGCGCCUACGUCGACUCCGGCCAACGAUGCUCGAGCAUGGCCCACCUUGGGCGCCUCGUCGCUGUCGACGAAACGAGGCUCAACAAUGAGGAGGGCAUAGAUGACGCAGAGAGGAAGAAGGAACCCCGACUGAAGUCACUGGGCCAGUUGCCUCGCGAGCUGGUGCACAUGCUGCUGCUCUGCCUAGGCAGCCAUCGGCGGCCGCCGUCGCCUCCCGACGUGCCGUGGAAGCAGCUCAACAACGGCGACGAUGUCAGCGGCAAAGCUCACCUGCUCGGUCGCCUACUACUCGACUGUGGGGCGUUCGACCGCAGGGUCGUGGAGCGGUUCAUGGGCUCCACAUCGGAUUUGUACUCAAGGUCAGUUCCAGCACGACGACGGCUCGAGGGUCUGAUCCGCACGCGCGAGGAACUGGCGCGAGGCAUCACCCUCGCCACCCGGUUCGUUCAGUACCUCGGCCGGUUCCGGAUACGCACGAAGCGAUACCCAUUCUCUCUGGUGAACGUGCCCUCGCUGGGCUUCUUCGAACGCAGCUGCAUUACAGGGGCAGCCAACGCCGACUUCGCUCUGAUGGUCGUGUCUGCCGCGGCUCUCGAGUUCGAGGCGUGCAUGGCCGACCGGAAAGCCAAAUCACUCUUCGAGGUGGCCCUGGUCGCCAAAGGGUGGGGCAUCGAGCAGCUCGUCGUGGUGCUCACCAAGGCAGACGAAGUGCUGAAGGAGCUCAAGCCGGGCCAGGGCACGCGUGAGCACCAGGCGCUCAUCGAGGAUCGGGAGCGGCGCGUCGUCGCCCUGUUGCUUUCGAUGCAAUUCAAGAGGUACGCGCCCGCGCGCUGCGGUUCAUGA
This is a messenger RNA of Acanthamoeba castellanii str. Neff, 1701 nucleotides long. Its product is annotated as ubiquitin domain containing protein. The transcript has 11 exons. The record is from RefSeq and is a predicted model, not a curated record. The coding region runs from base 1 to 1701 and encodes 566 amino acids. Gene Ontology annotation, molecular function: GTPase activity; GTP binding; protein binding. NCBI's taxonomy places the organism in Eukaryota, Discosea, Longamoebia, Acanthamoebidae.